Molecule: messenger RNA, 2012 nt
Organism: Frieseomelitta varia
Lineage: Eukaryota; Metazoa; Arthropoda; Insecta; Hymenoptera; Apidae
Gene: Su(fu)
Product: suppressor of fused homolog
Exons: 7
Coding region: 165-1472 (435 amino acids)
Cellular component (GO): nucleus; cytoplasm
Molecular function (GO): transcription factor binding
Source: RefSeq, a predicted model, not a curated record
CGCUCUGAAAGAAUUUAGUUUUGUCAAGAAACAGAGACGUAUGAUUCGUGCUCGGUGGAAGGUGCAGACAGUGGUUGAGCCACGGUAAACAAAGUGAUUUUGUUUGCAUCGCAUAUUCGUAACAUUUUCGAAGCAGUGUGCUUCGUAAUUGGCAAUCUGCGUAUAUGUACGGAAAUAUGCGUGAAAGAGAAGAGUUUUGUCGAAGUUUCCCACCGGGACAACGGAUCCAGGCACCGACAGCACGAGCUCUAGGCCUCGAUGCUUUGCACAAUCUUUGUAAAGAGAUCUAUCCGGAUCAAAGCAAUCCUCUCACUGUCACUGCUGUUGUAAAAUACUGGUUGGGCGGUCCAGAUCCUCUCGACUACAUAAGCAUGUACGAAAAUUCUGGUUGCCCGGAAUUAGGCAUACCACCACAUUGGCAUUAUAUUAGCUUGGGCUUAUCGGAUCUGCACGGGGAUGGACGAAUACAUCCAAAAAGUGGUCCUGGUCGUCCAAGUGGUUUUGGAUUUGAGCUAACAUUUAGAUUAGUCAGAGAAAGGAACGAGAUGACACCUCCCACAUGGCCAGCAAAUGUCAUGCAACAAUUGGCAAAAUACGUUUUCAAUUCUGGUAACAUGUUACUACCUGGCGACCAUGUUUCAUGGCAUGCACCUUUGGAUAAUGGCAAUGGUCGUAUCACGCAAAUUUUAAUGGCCAGGGAUCCACUGCUACCAGCAACCAUAUCUACGCCACACGGUGAUGUUUCAUUUGUUCAAAUUGUAGGAGUUACUUCUGAAGAGCUACAAGCUGCACAGCACUGGAAUGGUUUAGGUCUUGUAAAUUUACUAAAGUCUAGUCGUGGUUGUGGGCCAUGGUUGGUAACAGAUAUGAGAAGGAUUUACUCUGUUAUGGAAGAUGAUCCUUCCAUAGCAGAGAAAAUAGAGACUGGUAUAGAAAAGGAGGGUUCUAAUUUAAGUGGUGUAUCUGCAAAGUGUUGGUGGGUUCAAGUAAACAGUGACAAAAGUACAGAAAAAUAUAGAGAGACAAGAAAUGAAUCGGAUGAAGAAGACGAAGAUAUAAAGCCAGUUAUAAAGUCAGAAAGAUUGUCUCCUUGUGAGCAAGAUACAAAUUUACCAAACGAAAAUUUUGUCAGGGUUUUACCAGGUCUUCAUUUGACAUUCAAUCUCGAAGCUGGAUCUUUGUUACCAUUAGCAAUAAAGGGCCGUGUCAUGCACGGAAGGCAUUUCACAUUUAAAUCAAUAUUGUCUCAUACAGCAAUAACAAUAGUUGCCCCCUCAGUCACUGGUACUCUAGUGUCUAGGGAAAAACCGUAUGUAGUUCAGGGACCAUGGUUGCAAGUUUUGCUUCCGGAAGAUUUGACUGAAAAGAUGGCUCAAGAGUUUCAAGUUUUAAAUUCACCAAGUCAGAUUCAAUUGCCGAAGACAUUUUCCUGGCCCGAACAUAAACUAAUUAUUACGGUUGUAAACGACUGAGAAAAUUAACCUAGUACUAUUAAAAAUAUAGUUAAACUGAAUUAGGAUAAAUUGACGUAAGCAAAGUAUUAUUUACUCUCGUUACAAAAGUGAAUUUGGGCGAUAUUAUUUAUAAUCAAAUUACGUCUGUGCGGUAAUCGAAUAAACGAUAAGACUUAUAAGACUUUAUCAAUGUGUAAAAGAAGAGAUAGGUUAUGAUAUCGAAGAUAUUUCUUCAGUAGUGAGAAAUGAAAAAUAGAAAUGCAUUUUACAGAGGAAAAUUUUUAUACAUCUCUCUCUCUCUUUUACAAAUUGAUAACUGUUAAAAAAUUAAUAUUUAAUUGUGUACAUAAUAGAAUACAAAGUGUAAUUUUGUGUCCAAUAUACAAGUUUACACAUUGUUAUUUUAUACAGAUCAGUUUUGUAAAUAGAGAACGUUGCUAAUCCUGGCACUGUGUCUGCCAGGAUUCUAUACCAAUUUUUACGAGAAUGAGAAAUGUACGAUACAACGAUAAAUAUAAAAAAUUAUAUUUAUAAGGAAAUAUAUUUUAUUUUCUACAA